GAAAUAGUCCACCUGCGCGCCUGCCACAUGGGACGGAAAAACUCCGGCGAUUAAGCGGAGACAGAGCACACCCCGUGUCACGUGACUCCUCGCGUCCUCCACUCCACAGACGUCACUGCGCCGUUGCGGCAUGGCCACCACCUUCUUCGCUGACGCGGCUACCCAACGUAUUUCUUUCCCCAUCACCUGGCGCUACGGGCGUUCUGGAUUGGUAUCCUAACUGCAAUGGCGGACCCUCUCGACUCGCGCGCGCUCCUGGCGCUCGUUACCUCCGUCGCUCCGUCUGUUCACGGCAGCUCACCUCUUCCCCGCACGACGGAUGCUGCUGCUGCCCUCGUUCAUGUCAUUCACGUGGCGCUUGACUUUCGCCUUGCUCCCAGUACUCCGACACAAGCAGACGUCGCGGCGGGCGCACAAGAUGAUCUCACAGAAGCAGCUGGAGAUGGGGACAACGAUGACGCCCGGUCUGAGACAACGACCGCCGUCGACCCCGACGAGGGCCCAGUGUCUGAGAACGUCCUCCCGGCCUCGUGGAAUGCACGAGGCGAAGACUCGUACAUGUUCGAGUACCGGCAUCCACAAAGUGCGAUGACGUUUCGUGUGCGGGUCGGCCGAAUGGGUAACCGCAUCCAGGUCGAUGCCAUGCCUGAGGACGGAGUUCCGCACACUAUCUCGCUAGUCGUCAACGACUUGCUGGACCCCUCAGCAUUCCCGGUUCCUUCCGGGCAAGCCGCCAAUGCUGAGGGCGAGGCGCAAGCCCACGCCCUCGGUUUCCGCUCCUUGGAUGCUGUGCGCACGUUUGUUGCCCAGUAUAACCGCGAAAUCAUUGCACGCCUCAUCCCCGGUUUGCAGAAGGAUGGUUAUCGGGCACCCCAAACUACCUCUGCCCCUGGGCCCUCCUCUCAACGUGAUCGCCCACCGCAGCAGCCCGAACCCAGCGGCGGGCCUGCGCGGCCCUCUCCUUUUCAUGACCCCCUGCAUCCAGCCGCCGCGCCUGCCGGGGUCCCAGCUGCCUCGAUAGGGCACCGCGACCUAGACCCGAUGGGCGGGCGUAUCGGCCCGGGGUUCAGCCGCCCUGAUUUUGACCGCGGCGGUGGAAUGCUCGUUGACUUCAACCAUCCUCUGUUCGAUGGCCGACGAGGCGGACAGCAGCAAGGGCCAGGGGGGAGUAUCAACCCAGCUGGUGCACGUUGGGAUCCAGUGGGACCUGGUGGCCCGCUCGGCCCGCGUUUCCCUUCUGCAGGAGGCAAUCCUCUUGGUGGUUUUGGAGUAACUGACCCCGAGUGGGGAGAUGAGAUGCCUCCGCCAGGCGAGCGCGGGCCAGACCUCAGUGGGCGCUUUGGACCUCGUCGCGGUGGUGGCGGAGGGGGCGGCCUUGGCGGGCCGGGGAUGGGCGGGGGUUUCGGCGGACUGGGCGGAUUUGGUGGCGGACGAGGAGGGGGUGGGUUCGGCGGGGGAGGGGGCAUGUUCAUGUGAGCCGCGGAUCAAC
This is a messenger RNA of Cutaneotrichosporon oleaginosum, 1489 nucleotides long. RefSeq lists its product as uncharacterized. The record is from RefSeq and is a predicted model, not a curated record. Gene Ontology annotation, biological process: proteasome-mediated ubiquitin-dependent protein catabolic process. Gene Ontology annotation, molecular function: proteasome binding; endopeptidase inhibitor activity. Lineage: Eukaryota; Fungi; Basidiomycota; Tremellomycetes; Trichosporonales; Trichosporonaceae.